CGGACAAUGCAUCGUGCUGUUCGGUAUUGAAUAGGCUAUUGAAUAGGCUAAUGGGAACAUUUGAUAAUUCUGUUUAAAAUGAAUUAAUCUGAUACUAACAAAGGCCAGGUUAUUAGUCAAAUCGGGUCAGUUUACUGAGAAUGUGAGUAGCUACUGAGCGUUGAAGUGAGAUUGAAGAAGACACCUGGAGGAGGGAAUCUCAAGUUCAUAAUUUUGAUUGACGUGCAUGUUUCUUCUGCCCGCUCGAUUUUCCCAGCUAAACCAUAAAAUAGGAGGGGCGUCGAGUAGCAUGUACAGUUCUUUGUUGACUGAACAUGUAGGUUACAGUGCACGCCGUUCUCGGGUCAGUUAGGUAGCCUACACCUUUCAAAUCCUUGUUUUUGACUCCAGUUUUUAGAAGGGAUCUACUGACGUCCGGCAGGUAUUCGCAAGGGCAAAAAGUCUGAAGAUGUUUGCCACUGCAACAAAAAACUUUGUGGAAGAGAUUGACGAUGGCUCCUUGAUCCCCGUGUCCAGUCUGAGUGACAGCCUUUCUCCGUUGACCCUGGUUAUCAAGCGCAAUCGUUUCUUUCCGUGGCAGAAACCCAAAUACCGACCCACUGACUUUACCCUGAACGAUCUGCUGACCGGAGACAAGCCCAUUAGCCCAGUUGUAGUUGAGACAGUAUUAUUAAAGUUUCAUGGGACUUAUGGUGACAGCAUAUCAGCGAACGUGGAGGCAAACCUGGUCCGUGUCAACUUCAAUGUCGAGGGAAAAGACACCUCCAAACUCCAGUCAUCAUUUGGCACUUUAAAAAAAGAGGAGGUGGAUGUGCAACAACUGUUGGUUGACUCCAGAAAUAGGAUUUUGGACAUGUCCCACUGUCUGAUCCAGCAAACCAGGCAGAAACACAAGGAGGUGUUUGGGGUGGUAAAGGAGAGGAUAGUGACGACCCAGCCCUGUUCGGUCAUAGAGGAGGUUCAGCAGGCGGGUCAGCUAGGCGGCCUUCUCAGCCUCUGUGGUCCCAAGCUCACCAAGGUGUGUGUGAAGGAGAACAGCAGCCUACAGAAAGACAGUAAUAUCACCAUGGAGAUUCCUCCCCACACUGUCCUGGCUUAUGACAUCAUUGAACUUGUGGUCAAAUCAACUGGAAAGUACUACCUGUGUCUUAUGUCCGACACUUCCGGGGGCUUUGAAGUGGACGGGCCUGUAAAGAAGAAUGUAGUGGCUCUACCAUGUGCCAGUGGAGGCACCAUAAAGAGCAGCCCCCUUAAGAGAGAACUCGAUAGUCUGACCGAUCACUUCCAACUGCUGGCAGGCCUGGCUAGGGCGAAACGCUCCUCUCUGCUCCAGCUCCUCAGGACCAUCAUGAAGGAUGGUCAUGCCGUCAGUUUGCUGGAGAACAUACUGGAUCAGAUGUGCCUUGGUUUAUCCCCAGACCUGGGUGAUGUUGAGGAUGGCUCCCUGAAGCAGACCUUCCAGGCUGUUCUGGAUCUUGUUGGUCAGCCCCAGACAGACCGUUCCCCGUCUCUCCUGAGUGCCACUCACCUGGUUGUUAGUGCCUUGGAUGAAAUGACAGAAGAGGACAUGUCUGUUUUGGGGUCCUGCAGUCCUCCACUCUUACAAGCCCUGGAUCUCCUGGUGCAGCAGAGUGUAGUGGAAGGAGGGGUCUCCUCUCUGAGAGAUGCAGGGCUGGCCCCCCUGACUGAGGAGCAGGGCUAUGAGAGAGCACAGCGGCUCCUGGCCUCCUCCUGUGUGCUUCUGAAGAGAAAGGGAGACGAGCUGCAAACAGAGAUCAUUAAUCCCCCACGUGGAAGUCCCCCAACUAUAGUCCUGUGCAUCGCUGUGAGGGCAUUGGCCUCUUCAGGCCAUGGUAUUUGAGAGUGGGUUUGAGUGUUUAUGCCAGGGCUGCGCAACCAUUUUCCAGAAGAGCCAAGUUCCUGUUUUCAUUCCAAACCUAAUUCAGCACACUUGAUUAUAAUAACUAGCUGGUUGACAAGCUAAAUUGUAUCUUUUACAAGUGGGGUUUGAGCCAGGCAUUCAAAAUGACCACAAUAACACAUUUUGGGGGUUUUGUGUGGCAGAUGUUUCACCUUACCUUAUUUUUAUUGGGAUACUAAAACUGAGCUAUUGACCUCUGGUAGACCAAGUUGCUGCUCCAUCAGAUUCUGGCUUUGACUGACGUAUUUCACUACUUUCAGAAUGAGAAAUCCUUAAAAGAAUUGUGUAUAAAACAUGAGUUCCAAACUUCUUUAAAGGUAUAGUAUGCUAUUCUGGAACGAGAAACGUAUUAGUAACAUCAUUUUUAUGAAUGUUUUUAUUUUAAAUCAUGCCAUUUUUAUUGAUCAAUAAACAUAUUUG
Molecule: messenger RNA, 2341 nt
Organism: Hypomesus transpacificus
Lineage: Eukaryota; Metazoa; Chordata; Actinopteri; Osmeriformes; Osmeridae
Gene: gsdmeb
Product: gasdermin Eb
Exons: 10
Coding region: 449-1861 (470 amino acids)
Biological process (GO): programmed cell death
Cellular component (GO): cytoplasm
Source: RefSeq, a predicted model, not a curated record